Messenger RNA from Helobdella robusta, 2399 nucleotides. RefSeq lists its product as hypothetical. The record is from RefSeq and is a predicted model, not a curated record. The transcript is spliced from 15 exons. Gene Ontology annotation, molecular function: NAD+ poly-ADP-ribosyltransferase activity. Lineage: Eukaryota; Metazoa; Annelida; Clitellata; Rhynchobdellida; Glossiphoniidae. The coding region runs from base 1 to 2250 and encodes 749 amino acids.
AUGGUCUAUCUACUAUCCCAAGACCCUCACCAAUCGUCACCAUCUUACCCUCACACGCUUUAUCCACAUCUCUUCUUUGACCUCCAACCUCUGGACGGUGAUGGUGAUGAUGCUGCUGGCGGGAGAAAAAAUAAAAAUGGCGUCUCUAGGAGGAUAUUCGAAUUAGGCAGAGCCAGACUGUCUAAUAAUAAUAAUAAUAAUAAUAAUAAUAAUAAUGAUGACGAUGGCGAUAGUGGUGAUGACGAUGAUUUAGAAAUGGAUACUAAUAUACGUAACGGUGAUAAUGACGAUACGAGAAUGGCGGUUGACGGUGAUGAUAAUGAUGAAGCGGGAAAAAAGCAAGAUGGCGCGAAAAAUCUUUCCGGAAAUGCGGAUAAAAAGCGGGAUGUUGUAUUUAGAGGAAUCGACAUGACACACGUCCCAAUCCCAAUAACGUCCAACUUAACACUCUGUCACCGUGAUAAUAUGAACAGAACCGUACUACACUACCUACUUCCAUUCAAUAAUAAUAAUAAUAAUAAUAAUAUCAAUAAUAAUAAGUGCGGUCAUGUUGGCGCGAAAUCGAUUUACGAUCUUCUCUCUAGAGUUCCGGUUUUCGAUAACCACUUCCUGCUUCUUCAUUUGGUGUCUUUGGGGGCCAGGAUUGUCGAUAGGGACGAUAAUGGAGAUAGGAUUAGCGAUCUAGCCGUCGUUUACGGCUGCCGGAAGUUGUAUCAGACGUGCAUUUAUCUGAGUGGCGGGCGUGAUGGCCAAGAUGGCGUUGAUGAUUAUUAUGACAAGAGAAAGCAAUACCUGGCUGGAAACACUAAUAUUAAUAAUAAUGUCGGUCUUGAUGAUGAUGACACUGUUAGAGUCGAUCCUGAUAGUGAUGCCAGAUUGUUCAUUGAAGAUUAUGAGAAGAAAAUGCUGAAGAGGAAAAUAAUUCAUCAGCGUCAGAAAGAUAUGUACGUGCUCUUCAAUAGAUGGGGGAGGGUAGGGGACAGAGGGCAGUACCAACAGACCCCAUUCCCUUUAAGAGCCGACGCGGAGAAAGAGUUCAAGAAGGUUUUCAGGGCCAAAACAGGAAACGAUUGGUCUGAAUAUAAUAAAUUCGAACACAAGCCAAAAAAAUACCGACUGGUCUCUCUGGAAUCGAGACGGGCACCGCUAAGAAAAGAGAACAUCCCUAUUGAUUUGCACUGCAACAAGACGGAUGUAUCCGGAAUGAAGAAUCGAAUGAACCAGAUGGGACUGAACAAGUCGAACGUCGUCCUGGGCAGGUUGAGCAGGAGUGACCUUGAAAAAGCCAAGAACAUCUUAAAGGAAUUGUUAGCGUUGAUAGAUAGACGAGACAGUACAACAGAAAGAAUGAAUGUUGAAAGCGAAGAGUAUCGGAAAAUUUCUGAAAAGAUAGCAGAGCUGUCGAACAAUUACUAUUACAUUCUUCCCAAGCAAGGAUUCGAAUAUGAAAAACUGCCCAUUUUGGAUAACGCGAAUAAAAUAAACACUGAAUUAGGUUAUAUCGAGGAACUCGCCGAAUUAGAGUUAGCUUCUAGGUUCAUGGUCGCAUCUAUGAGCAGAUCUUUGGAGAUAAACACAUUCGAUUACAUCUACAAAUGUAUGGGCUGCCGUAUCGAUCCCAUCGAUGAAGAGAGUAUGGAAGGCCAGUAUCUACUGAAAUAUAUCUACUCAACUUUUACAGGGAAAGUUGAAGCAAUUUUUAGACUGCAGAGCCAGCUGGACGUUGGGAAAUUCCAAUCUGAAAGAUCGGAAAAUCGGAAGUUAUUGUUCCACGGCAGCAGCAGCACGAACCUCAUCAGCAUCCUAACCAGAGGACUCUUAAUAGCGCAUAACUUUGCCACAAAAUCUGGAAGCAUGUUUGGAGAGGGCAUCUACACGGCCGACAUGUUUACGAAGAGCGCCGACUACUGCUAUAACUACGCUAGCCACGCAAGCAACGUGAAGUUUAUGCUAAUUUGCGAGGUCGACCUCGGCAAGGUGAAGGUCAUUCACUCGACGUAUUCCAAUAAAUAUCCGCCCGUGUCUCACGAUAGUGUCCUUGGCAUUGGGGAAACCGCGCCCAACCCUGUUUAUGACGUCACAAUGUCCAGCGGAGCAGUGAUGCCCGUUGGCGACCUAAUUAACAUAAAGGAAAAGUGGAAAAACCCAGACGGAGAUUUCAGCUUCCAUAACAUUGUGAAUAGAAAUGAGUACAUAGUUUACGAUGCUAAUAGGGUGGCCCUCAAGUACCUUAUUCAGUUUGUGCAGUAGCAGCAGCAGUAGUAGAGUAGUAGUAGUAGUAUUAGUAGUAGUAGUAGUAGUAGUAGUAACAACAAUAAUUGUUUUUGUAACGAUGAUAAUAAUCUUUUUGUCUUGAAAAAUGAACUCUUUGAUUUCGUUGUUUCUAUGAAUGUAUAUUU